AACAACUCUGCGCUCGGUGAGAAAAAAUUGAUUUCUAGUUGAUGGUGUUGGUGGACGUUGAUGGAUGACGAAGGCAGGAUGGAGAACUACCUGAAAAGAUUGGAACCGACAGAGGAAGUGGAGACGGAGUCAGCACAAAAACGUAAGAGAGAGCGAUCGGUUGUUUGGGACCACUUCAAAAAGAGCAGUGACAAAGCGUAUGGCAUUUGCAACUAUUGUGGAAAACAUCUUAAGACAGCUGGCAAUACCUCAAACUUGCUUGACCAUCUUAAGCGCUUGCAUCCGAGUCGCAUGACCGCUGAUAAGGAACCAAUGCCUAAAACGAUGGCAACUUUUUUGAACAAGGAGCCGUUCUAUGGCAGUGACUCAAAUGUAAAAAAAAGAUUGGAUAAAAAAGUGAUGGAUAUGAUUGUCAAAGACGUGCGUCCGUUUAGUUGCGUUCAUGACGAAGGAUUUGUCGAACUCAUGCAAGAAGCGGUCCCGCGCUACAAGUUGCCGAGCAGAACGUAUUUUCGCGAUGUGAUGCUUCCAACGGAAUAUGAUCUGCUAAGCCUUAAGUUGCGUGCAGCUUUGGAGGCCGUUAAGCAUGUUGGUUUGACAACCGAUCUAUGGACAUCUGCAGCUAACGAAGGCUACAUCACAAUCACGUGUCAUUUUAUAACAGAAAACUUUAAAUUGACGUCUGCACUGCUAUCGACAGCACCCUUGAUGACCCCCACAAAUCAUAACGCCCAAAACAUCGCAGACUCAAUAAGUUUAAUGUUGGCUAAGUGGGGUCUUUUGUCGAAGGUUGUCACCGUUACAACGGACAAUGAUAGUACAAUGAAAAAAGCGUGCGAUAUUUUGGAAUUCAAGCAUUUACCCUGUUUGGCACACACGAUAAAUCUGCUUGCUCAGGACAUUUUAAAACUGGCAGCAGUAAAUGUGAUUAUCUCAAAGUGCAAACGGAUAGUAACAUACUUCAAGCAUAGCACAAUAGCCACAGCUAAAUUAAAAGAAGCGCAAAAUACAAAUGAGCCGCUUCUCUUAAUUCAGGAAGUGAGCACUAGGUGGAACAGUGCAUACGCCAUGGUAAAAAGAAUACUCCAAAUAAAUGAAUAUGUAACUUUGACUUUGCUAAAACUGCGAAAUGGCCCUUCACCGAUCACAAAUGAAGAACUCGACGUCUUGAAUGACUUGUCGGAUUUGCUGUCGCCUUUUCACGAAGCGACUCUUUCGGUGUCGACUAACACAAAAGUGUCUGUGUCGCUAAUUAUUCCAGUCAUUGCCGAGAUUCAUCAUAAAAUGAAUCAAGUAAAGGCACAGUUGCGAACACAGGAAGGAAAAAAAAUAUAUGUAGUUGUUCAAAAACGCUUAGUUGAAAGACUUGAUUCCUUUGAAACGCACACAAUUCCUCGCAUCGCUACUCUCAUUGAUCCUCGCUUCAAAAAAGAUGGCUUUCUCCGAAGUUCAAACGCAGAACAAGCAGCCGAAGCGUUGGAGCUGGAAUUGCUCUCUCUUGAGCCAACAACUCCACGACGUCCACCAACACCAGAAUCAACUUUAAACGAGGCAAGCAGCAAAUUUUCAUUUUUGCAAAAUAAGCCUAAGGUAAAGUCUACCAGAGCCGAUGCCACAAGGCAAUUUAUGGAAAAUGAAAACAUUCCUGACACUUGCGACCCCUUGAAGUAUUGGGAGAUGACUGCUGACAACGAGCUGAAAUUGGUUGCAAAAAAAUUUUUCUGUGUACAAGCCUCGUCCUGUGAGUCUGAAAGAGUAUUCAGCCUAGCUGGACAAACCAUAUCUGACCGCAGGACACGGCUUAAACCUGAAGUUGUUGAUCAACUUUUGUUCCUAAAUAAAAAUAGACACUUUAACUGAUCUCAAAU
Molecule: messenger RNA, 1868 nt
Organism: Drosophila kikkawai
Lineage: Eukaryota; Metazoa; Arthropoda; Insecta; Diptera; Drosophilidae
Product: E3 SUMO-protein ligase ZBED1-like
Molecular function (GO): DNA binding; protein dimerization activity
Source: RefSeq, a predicted model, not a curated record